This is a messenger RNA of Pelobates cultripes (western spadefoot toad), 10593 nucleotides long. Lineage: Eukaryota; Metazoa; Chordata; Amphibia; Anura; Pelobatidae. The record is from the annotation of a GenBank genome assembly.
AUGCCUGAAAAUAGCUGGUUUCAAGCUGGAUUGUACCAGACCACUAGAGGGCAUCGGUUGAUGCGAACUAUCCCUACCUUGUUACAGCUAGACCACAUCGUGAAUGCCAUCUACCACUGGAGAGGGUCCGCUGAAUCAAGACUCACAAUGUGGCUGUAAUUUCGGCCUCAGCCAUGUUUCAUCUCAGUAUGAUUCCCCAAUACUCUGAGCUUUAUUUUUUGCUUAUCCCUUAUUGUAUUAUCUAGCAUACAGUUUAUGGUUACUCUGUUUAAUACAUGGCUGGUGGGUUCCCCGGCUUGUAAUAUUACUCUAUUACUAGCCUGUUUUCACACCUACCCUAUUCCUUUAUGAUAAUCUAUGAACCCGCCUGAGGUUUUCUCUUUUUUUUAUGCACAUACCUUGUCUUACUCACAGGCAGGGCCUCUUAGCAUGAUUGUCUCCUAUUGUAAAAAAAAAAAAGUGCAGUAUCUGUGACAUACUAUAUACCGCUUUAACUGAGAAUAGUGUUGUCUUCCCUCAUGUUAAGUCACUUACAUAACAGUGUGUAUUUCCCUGCACUACAAAAAUAAAGAAUUAAAAAAUAUAUAAAAUAGCACAACCUACAGCUAAAAUCCAGUUAUUGUGCUAAAAUCAUCAUGCUCUAAUGUAUUAUUGACAAGUAGGGAUGUGAAUGGGAAAAUAAUUCGGGACUUCGACACUUCGGUUUGGCACUUCAGGACUUCGGGUAAGUUUUGGGUUAGGGUUAGGAUUGGGUUAGGGAUAGGGUUGAUUUAGGAGUAGGGUUAAGGGUAGGUUUAGGGGUAGGGUAGCAUUAGAGGUAGGGUUAGGGUUGGUUUAGGGGUAGGGUUAAGGGUACAGGUAGGGUUAGGUGUAGUGUUAGGGUAGGGUUAGUUUAGGAGUAGGGUUGGGUUAGAGGUAGGGAUAGGGUAGAGGUAGGGAUAGGGUAGGGUUAGGGAUAAGUUUAGGGUAGGGGUAGGGUUAGGAAUAGGGUUACGAAUUGCACAUGUCUAUUGACAAGUCCGUUGACCUGCAUAGUAAAUAAUUACACAUUUGUUUCCAUAUUAAAAAUGUAGUGGAAUUCAGAUUAUCUUAGUUGCAACCAUGCAGAGAAUGGUGUAGGGACUGAUUCUUAAAAUCUUGGACCUUCGGCAGGUACAUCUGAAUGAUACAGGUACAUAUGAGAGUUAAUAAUAUUUUUCCUGCUCUUGCACGGGCCAACUAAAUACAGUCUUCCAGCUGCAUUGAGCUAUAAAUUAAUCUUCUGACUAGCUUAUAGUGGAUAUGGUCAAACCGUAGUUUAAGAGCCACAACUGCACCAGUAAAGAAAAAUUUAUUUCCGUUUGUAGAGUCUCUAUUUGGCUGCAUGUUCAUGUUUGCCUCCUACUGUAAGUGUUUAUUUUAGUCCUUGGAUUCUGUUUGAAAUUAUUGCCACUCUGACACAGAUUUUAAUGCCAUGCUAAGUGGGAUGUCUACAGAGCCAAACACUGGAACAACCGACCUUUUCAAAAGCUUAGUUUUAGAUGCCUUAGAGAGUCACAUUUCUAACAUUUUCUAAAUGUCCUCGGAAAACCAAUCUAUGGGGGGGUUUUUCUGUCCAAUAUGAUUCACAGCAGGAGAGAAAAUUAUAUCUUUCUUGGAAUUGUACAGUCCCCAGGGUUAAAAUGGACCCGGUCAUAAAUUCAUUACUCUGUGACCAGUUGAGAAAGAUUAAGUAUUGAUAGAUUUUCUCCAUGUUGAAUCUACUUUUAAAGACUUAUCACAGGAUAUCCUUCAUCAAUGAAAAUAUUGAUUGGUCUGAAACAUGUAGCGUCAGUUUUAUUGUUUAUAUUCUUGGUAAAUGUAUAAAUUAGCUGGCCAUGAGACUUUUACAGCUGGGUUAACUAAUGUCUGAUGGUUUAAAAUUUAGCGUUACACUAAUAAUGCUAUUUACCUGUUAGAUCUCAGCAUGUAAUUGGAGAGACAAUCAGCUCUCUGUAACAUUCAAUAUUUUAUUAAAUGAUUUAGAAAAAAAGUGGGGUAGGAUUGGAGGGGAAAUACGUCUGUUAUUAGCCAGACUAACGGAGAUAUAUAUAUAUAUAUUUUUAAUUUUUUACUUAUUUAUAGUUGCAAACAGUGAUUAAGUGUAAUUGCUAUUUGUAGUAAUAUUUUGAAUUCAUACACAGCGUAAUGCAAAAUUUUACUAUGAUAAAUUGCGUUAUUCUCAGAAGUGAAUCUGUGAGAUAUGAUAGUAAAUAUCUUAUUUUUACUGACUUCUGAGCAUAACUCACUUAAGCAAAUGCGGCGGUGUUAUCACCAACUAAUAAAUCAGGCUGCUGGUGUGAAUCUGUUAUUCAAAAAUGAUAUGGAUAUGAGCUAACAGGCACACUCCAUUACAUUGAAAAGAUUAACUUAAUGCUGGUAAAUCUACAAGUAUUGAUAUGUGGAUGAUCUGCCUUCCUGAGUGGACUUUUCAUCUCCCUCCAAUGGUAUACAUGUUGUGUUGUCACUUGAUGCACUAAAAAAUGUGAGUUCAAUAAGAGUAAAUUGCAAACUUCAGUAUAAGUUCAUAGUUACUUUUCCUCUGGCGAGUCCUAGCAUCUGGGUUUCUACUGGGCUUCCGAUAUUUGAUCAGUUCAUUCUUUAAAGGGACACUAUAGUCACCAAAGCAGCUUUAGCUUAUUGAAGCAGUUUUAGUGUAUAGAUCAUGCCACUGAUGUUUCAAUGCUCAAUUCACUACCAUUUAGGAGUUAAAUCACUUUUGUUUCUGCUUAUGCAGCCCUAGCCACACCUCCCCUGGCUGUGACUGACACAGCCUGCAUGGGGGAAAAAAUGGUUUUACUUUCAACGAAAUGUAACUUACUUUAAAAGUUUUUAUCUCCUGCUCUAUAAAUUUAACUAUAUUUACAUACAGGAGGCUCCUACAAAGUCUAGCAGUUAUUAACAGUGCAGGGGAAAGGACAUUUAAGGAAGUGUAAACAUUAGAUGACUCUCUACAGGAAGUAUUUAGGGUGGCCGUGCAAAACACAUGCAUCGAGGUGUGACUAGGGCUGCAUAAACAAGGUGAUUUAAGUCCUAAAUGGCAGUGAAAUGAGUAAUGAGAAUUCAUGAUCAAUACACCAAAACUGCUUCAUUAAGCUAAAGUUGUUUUGGUGAUUAUUGUGUCCCUUUAAAGAGGCACAAGGCCAUCAUCCACAGCUUUAUUUGCCAACUGCUAUGUAAUCAAUGACCAUGAUGUUUAUAAAUAUAUCCUCGUGUGAAAGCCAAGUACAUUUUGAGCCAAUGUGUGGAUCAAAAAUCUUGCACUAGAAUGAUUGCACUAGAAAAAAAAGUUUGAUAAAGUUGAUAGUUGAAACAUGAAUUCUGCAUUGUAUGUGCUUAAUGCUAAAAGACAAUGCACAUAUGUUCAAAAAACUUAUAUUGCCACCAACACAACCCAGAAGCUUUUUUUUAAAGUGUACAGGUGGUAUCAAUACAUUGUCUGCAUGGGUUGGUCAUAAAGAAUCAUUUACAGAGAUUAUACUGCGGAGUGUUUUUAUUUAUUUAGAGCAUUUUUGAGGUGUUGGCACAAUGUUUUACAUUGAGCACCUGCACAGAGAUUGUUUCAUCUCGCAGUGCCAGCAGUUAUAUAUUCUUAUUUUGCCAGAUAUUUAGCUUAUACAAAUCACAGACUUUUAUUAGAUCUUUAAAGUUGACCCAUGUGAUGUUUUAUCUAUUCGGUAUAAUUACCAGAUGUCUCUAUUAACAAAUCUCAAUACUUUUUUUUAUUUUGUAACUCUUACUAGUUCACCUGUGUUCAAAUAAUACAUUUCUGUGUUACUAAGAUGUAGUAUAAACACAACUUAUAAAGAUGCACCAAUUUCAUCUCUGUGAUACGGAUGUAGGUCAAGAAUGGUUUGAAAAGUACAGACUGGCUACCUCCACCGUAUGUGGUUCUUAGAAUCUGGAUACAUAUCCUGAACUCUUUCCAAAGCUACCUUCUUGCCUUCUGUUCUCUUUUCCAGAUAGAGGUGGCAUUACGUCUUGAUAAACCAGCCUAAUGUGCAAUUUCCAAUAUUUCACCCAACCCUCUUAACCAGGGGUUCCCAAAAAGUAGAUCUCCAGAUGUUUUAAAACUACAACUUCCAUGAUGCUGUCAUUCUAAAAGCAUGUUAAAGCAUCAUGGGAGAUGUAGUUCUACAACAUCUGGGGAUCUACCUUCUGAGCACCCCUGCUCUAAACAGCUGGGUUUUUUUUUUUAGAUGUCCUAAAGAUAUAGUUUGAAGGCCUCAAAGUAAAUGUCUUUUUUAAGAUGCUCUAGGACCACGUUUUGUCUGGCAGCAAAUUCGGGCUUUCAGGCAUCACCGGGCCUGAAUCACUGGUAUCAAUUCUGCUAUUCUCUCCACUGGAGAAUUAAACUCCUUUAAUCAUUCCUAGUCUCCAAACAUGUAUAAUUUUUCAGGACAUUCCAUUAGUCUCCCCAAACUCUACUGUUUUAGAUGAAAGAUUAAAGACUUCACUAUAGUCUCUCCAGGGAAUCUGGAUCAGAUGUGCUUAGUGUUUUCAUACAUAAUCUCAGUGGAUGUGUCAGCUUGCUUGUUCUUGACUGAGCCAGCUCCUUCACCAUCUCCAGAACCAAAAAAAAAUAAAAAAACAUUGUCUAUGUCUAACAGAUAGCCAUAAUCAGGUUUCCCAUAUGUCGGAAAUUAAGGAUCUCUUCUCUAAAUUUUUCUUUUGUUAGUUUGCUUUUAUCCUAAUUUUCUUUGACAGUCAUAGUUCCCAUAAGCCUUCUUUUUUAGAUAACUUUUUUUUUUGUAUCAUGGGGAAAAGAUGGCAAAAUAAUUCAGUCUGAACAGAAUGCUUUAAAUCAGCAUACCCCAUUGGCAAGUAGCAAAUCAAACACAAUGUAAACAAAAACAAAGUUAUGCAUUUUGAAAACAAAAACAAUCUAGCAAAUCAAACACAAACAAACAAAAAAUGUUUUUUUGUGAAAAUCAGAAUAAGCAUGAAAUAAUUCACUGAAAUUGACUUGUAAAUAAUUGUAAAGAGUAGAGUUAGCAUGGGUUACAUUUAAAGCGUAUCUAGAGGAAUAUUGACUUAGAAAAAUAGUAGAAUUUCAAUGCAUUUAAAAUCAGUGAUGAGAACGUUGAGUAUGCAGGUGUCAUACUUUGUGUCUCGCGCUGUCCAGCCGUCCAUCCUCUCCUGUCGGGUGGUGCGGAUCGCUGGCUGGCAAAGCACGCGUGUGCCUCCAGUGGCGCGCGCAUCUGGGAGGGCGUCCGAGGACAUGCACGCGCGCACACGGUAGCCGGCAGGGGUGAAGUGACAUUAACUUUUAAAGUGAUAGUAGCCUAUUGCUACUAUCUAUUUAUAUCCUCCCUCAUUUCUGUCCCUGCCUAUCAGAAUACACCUUAACCUAUAUUAACCUCCUUCUGACAUCACUUCCUUGCCCUGUCAUGGUUUAUUUUAGCCCGAGAGUGCGUUCUGAGUAGCUGUCUUUUCUUUGGUUUCUGACUUCAGCUUGUUAUUCGGUUAUUCUCGUUUCUGGCUCCCUGAACUUGGCUCUGUCUAUUCGCUUUCCUGUAUCUCUAUAUCCCUGACCUUGGCGUGUUUGACUAUUCUUAUCUCUUAUUCCUACGUUAAGUCCGGCCACUUUAAGGUCUGCUAAUACGUCUGCCUGUGCUUGCCUUUAUUGUUCUCUGGUUUGCAUGUUGGGGGGUGUUAACCUUGACAGCAGGACACCAAUUCUCAAAACGUAUAUUAUCGAAAUGGUGUUAUUUGUGUGGGGUGCAUUUGUGAAAUGCAUCAAUGUAAGUGUGAGUAAUGUCUGGGUGUUGUUUGUGUACACAAAGAGCAAGAGUUGUUUGAUGCAAAUAUGUGUAAUUUUUUUUUUUGGUUUCCCCAUUUACCCCACUGCAAUAUCUCUCUGGCAAAAUGUAGCACCCUCUCACUGUACCCCUCUUUCACUAUAUAACAGUAAUACCUUGAUUUGUACAUAUUUGAACAUACCGAAUUUAUGUGCUACCCAUUAAUAUGGAUGUGAAUCCAGAAAACACAGAUUUUGGAAUCCUAAUCUGCCCACCUCUCUCAUUUUUUUUCCUUUCCCCCCAUUCUCUCUGCAUUCCUCUCUUUUUGUGUCUAUCCCUAUCCCACCUUUAUUACACCUCAUACCAUCAUCUCCUGACCCUUUUACCCCCCUUCCCCCCCCCCAUUCCUUGUGUAGCAUGGCUGAGUUGGAUCUGGAGUCAAGAAAAACUUUUCAAUUUAUAUUAUGUUUUGUUUAUUAUUUCGUUCUUGUUUUUUUGUGAUAAAGCUCUGCCCCAUGUUGCUAUAUAUUUUUUUUAUUUUUAGCUUCUUUUGCAUCAGCAGAUAAAAUGGUUUGUGAAAGGUUGAACUUGAUGGCCUUGAGUCGUUUUUCAUCCUAAAUUUCUGUUACUCCAUAAAGUUCCUUUCAUGUCUACUCGAUAUUUUCCAAAAUAGCUUCUCAAAGACGGAUAAAACUGAAAUGGGAAAAAAGUACAAGAUGCAGAAAUGACCCUUUCAAUUGUUGCUGCCCACCUGUUGCUGCUCUCAUGAACUCACUUGAAAUCACUAUAUGAAAACAAAAAAAUGAAGGAUGCCUUAAGUAAAAAGAAAUAAAAAUACACAUAAAUGUUAGGUUGAUUUAUGUCGAAACUGAGAGGGUAACGUGUGGCAUCCUGUGUAUGUGUAUAUAUAUAUAUAUUUAAUAUGUGUGUACUCUGUUCAGAAUUGAGUAGAGAUUCACACUGAUAUUUUGUUCAUUUAUGGGGUUUGAGAGAAGGUGAAUGGGAGAUGGACAGAAUGAUUGUAAACCCGACUUCUACUGUGUUGGGUUCAUUCCUAAAAGGGCGACCAUCGGUUUUGUACAAAAAGACUUGCUAUAAUGGGACUGUUAACAUGGACUGUCUGUCUCCUACGCAGGUGGCUGUACGUUUGAGGAGCAUUACAGCAGUUGUGGAUACAGCGUGGCUCUGGGUACCAAUGGGUUUACAUGGGAGCAGGUGAAUACAUGGGAGAAACCACCAAUGGAUGCCACGGUACCAACAGGUAAAAUAAACAUUUAAAACAAUACGGUGCUGCCAGACAGACACAGCAACCUCUCCGUUUAUUUUUGCUCUUUAUUUGUACCAGUCAUACAUUCCUUUAACCACUGCACGUCUUGUUUUUCAGCACCCUCAUACUUUCUAUAUUGAUCUACCAUCUUUCCAUUUGUUCUCUCUCAUCCUCUUAUUUGUCACAUGUUGUGCCCUCUCAUUCAGUUUGACCCCUACCUCAAUACUUUUUUUCUCCUCUCAGGCUCCUUCAUGCUUGUAAACAGCUCUGGGUUUGCUUCUGGUCAAAAAGCCCACCUCCUCCUCCCUGUGCUCAAAGAGAACGACACUCACUGCAUAGACUUCCACUACCACAUGUCUGGUCGUACCAGCCCUGGUGCCCUCAAUGUCUAUGUGAAGGUGAAUGGUGGACCCCAGGGAAAUCCAGUGUGGAAUGUAUCUGGGGUAGUGACUGAGGGCUGGGUCCGGGCUGAACUAGCAAUCAGCACGUUUUGGCCCAAUUUCUACCAGGUAAGACUACACAAGAUGUAUGUGUACCACAACUGUGCUAAAUCUCAUAGCAGCAUGUCAAUAUCAUAAGAAUUGUCUCAGCUGGCCACAUAUUCAUUGACAACUUGCAACUCCAACAAACUAUGGGUUUCUAGGGCACACACAAACUCCAUUGUAAGGUUUACAUAGAAACAUAGAAUGUGACGGCAGAUAAGAACCAUUCAGCCCAUCUAGUCUGCCCAAUUUUCUAAAUACUUUCAUUAGUCCCUAGCCUUAUCUUAUAGUUAGGAUAGCCUUAUGCCUAUCCCACGCAUGCUUAAACUCCUUUACUGUGUUAACCUCUACCACUUCAGCUGGAAGGCUAUUCCAUGCAUCCACUACCCUCUCAGUAAAGUAAUCCUUCCUGAUAUUAUUUUUAAACCUUUGUCCCUCUAAUUUAAGAUUAUGUCCUCUUGUUGUGGUAGUUUUUCUUCUUUUAAAUAUAGUCUCCUCCUUUACUGUGUUGAUUUCCUUUAUGUAUUUAAAUGUUUCUAUCAUAUCCCCCCUGUCUCGUCUUUCCUCCAAGCUAUACAUGUUAAUAUCCUUUAACCUUUCCUGGUAAGUUUUAUCCCGCAAUCCAUGAACCAAUUUAGUAGCCCUUCUCUGAACUCUCUCUAAGGUAUCAAUAUCCUUCUGAAGAUACGGUCUCCAGUACUGCGUACCAUACUCCAAGUGAGGUCUCACCAGUGUUCUGUACAAUGGCAUGAGCACUUCCCUCUUUCUACUGCUAAUACCUCUCCCUAUACAACCAAGCAUUCUGCUAGCAUUUCCUGCUGCUCUAUUACAUUGUCUGCCUACCUUUAAGUCAUCAGAAAUAAUCACCCCUAAAUCCCUUUCCUCAGAUGUUGAGGUUAGGACUCUAUCAAAUAUUCUGUACUCUGCCCUUGGGUUUUUUCCAAGAUGCAUUAUCUUGCACUUAUCCACAUUAAAUGUCAGUUGCCACAACUCUGACCAUUUUUCUAGUUUACCUAAAUCAUUUGUCAUUUGGCUUAUCCCUCCUGGAACAUCAACCCUGUUACAUAUCUUAGUAUCAUCAGCAAAAAGACAUACCUUACCAUCAAGAUCUUCUGCAAUAUCACUAAUAAAAAUAUUAAAAAGAAUGGGUCCAAGUACAGAUCCCUGAGGUACCCCACUGGUGACAAGCCCAAGCUUCGAAUAUACUCCAUUGACUACAACCCUCUGUUGCCUGUCACUCAGCCACUGCCUUACCCAUUCAACAAUAUUGGAAUCCAAACUCAAAGAUUGCAGUUUAUUGAUAAGCCUUCUAAGUGCAACAGUGUCAAAAGCCUAACUGAAAUCUAGGUAAGCAAUGUCUACUGCACCACCCUGAUCUAUAAUUUUAGUUACCCAAUCAAAAAAAUCAAUAAGAUUAGUAAAGUAAACCCAUGUUGCCAUCUUGAAAUCCAUGUGUUUUUAGAUGUUCAACAAUACUAUCCUUUAACAAUUUAGUGUGACCAGGAGUGGGGCUUUUUAUGAGACAUUUUUGGAGACUUACUAAUGACAAUUAUUUAUGCUACUAAAAUGCAAUUUUGAACAAGAACAAAGUAUCUUUUUAACUCAGACUGAUUUCUAAACACAUUUAUUAUAGUUUAAAGACACAUUACUGGGAGUACUCUAGUAUUGCAGUGAGGCUCUGUUAUACACUCAGUCACACCAACAAUAUGGAGCUCCUAGAAAAGAGGGACAUUAAAAUAGAAAGGAGGAACAGAGGGAUUUGGGCCAAACAUCGGAAUUGUCCCUCCUAAUUAGGGACAUAUUGGAGGCAUGUUAGUUUGUGGCUGAAGAUGUUUGGUUAGCUUUACUUUACAUACUGAGUUCAGUGUCUAUAAGAAUAUAUACCAUGCAGAUGAGCAAAACCAAGGUCCUUUCCCCACCUUUUAAACUGGAAUCCAGACGCACCCUUCAUCUUCACCAACUGCACUUGUAAUCAUACUUGAUUAUAUUUCCUACCUGAUCGGUGUUAAACUCAUAUAUGUGUUUUUUAAUAUUCUGUAAUUUUAAUAUUAUUGAUAUUGUUGUAAGAAUGGAAUGUUUGCAGGCCAAGUACAUGAAAACAAGCGAAAUCUCAAUGUAUCCUUCCUGGUAAAAUAUUUUAUAAAUAAAUAAAAUAGCAAGAAUGUAACAAGAAAAAUAAAGAAGAAAUAUGCUGCACUAUUAUUUUGAGUUGUUCUGGUUGAAAUACAAUACAAGGAUGAUAUUUUUGCCCAUGAGUGCCAGUUUACAAACCUUUGUAGUGCAAACGUUGGCAAUUAGUGUCACUGCCCUGGGGUGACCAGCAACCUUAACCAAGUCACUGCUACUGCAGAAGGAGCUGCAGAAAUAUGCUGUCUUUGGAGAUCAAUCAUCAAUUUACUUUAUUGGUCAUUUAAAUCCAUUGUAAUAUUUGCUGAAUCAAUUUAAAGGAAAGAAAUGUGUGGUUUUCACGUGAUAACUUAUUUAAAUGCCAUUUCAGGUCAUACUGAAACCGCAAUGGCUUAUGCUCACUGCAAUUUUAUGACCCCAACCACUCCGACAAUAUAUAGCAAUUCUAUAAUGCCUUCCAUGUUUAGAGGUGUGUAUGUAGCAGCUUCAAUCAUGUGAAAUAUUAAUGAAGGCACAUGGCAAGCUUAAUAGAAGCUAGGCCACUGUCAUAUGCUUGUCAUGUACUCAACUGCAGAAAUGCUAUCCCAUGUACAGCGUUCCCUCUGAAAACAGUGAGAAAAAGAUCAGCCUGUUUCUGCAGACUUCCUGCAAACAUGGGAAAUACAGCAGAACAUAAAAUAACACUGCAAUGGUUUUAUGAACAUGUAUAAGAAUAAUAAUUCCUUUGUUUUAUAAAUGACCACGGCAGACCCAUCAAUUAAAACCUGGAGGGAUUUUGGGGCAUUUGGAGAGAUGGCAUGUGUGUAUAUUCUGUAUUCCAGUUCUAUGCAGCAUUAUGGUGAUUUCCAGUCUUGCUGUCUCCUUUUAGAUCAUAUUUGAAGCUGUCUCCGUGAAGGAUCACUCAGGGUACAUCGCUGUGGAUGAGGUCCGCGUUCUGGCUCAUCCUUGCCGUAUGUAA